AUGGCCUGGCUGGGGAAUGCCAGGCAGGACAGCCUGGAUGCAGUGUGGCCUGCCCCUCCCAGAGCCCCCCACCUCCGGGCUGCCACUGCCCCUUUGCCUGUCGUGGCAGGUCGGGGCCAUCCAGACGCAGGCCCUGCAGUGGGAAACGCCAGUGCGGAGCCCCCCGGCCCCACGCCCCCCGAGUGGGGCUGCGCCUGGAGCCCCCCCGAGGAGCACGGCGAGGAGCCCCUGCGGCUGCCCACCUUCUCCCCCGCCGCCCAGGUGCGCGUGGCCGUCACCUUCGCCCUCUUCGCCCUCUCGGCCGGCUGCAACCUGGCGGUGCUGCGGGCAGUGGGGGGCCGGGGCAGCGGCCGGCGCCCCCACAUCCGCCUGCUGCUGCGGCACCUGGCCGCCGCCGACCUGCUGGUCACCGUGGUGGUGAUGCCGCUGGACGCCGUCUGGAACAUCACGCUGCAGUGGCGGGCGGGCGACCUGGCCUGCCGAGUGCUCAUGUACCUGCGGCUGCUGGCCAUGUACGCCUCGGCCUUCGUCACGGUGGUCAUCAGCCUGGACCGGCAGGCGGCCAUCCUGCGCCCGCUGGCCAUCGCCCGCGCCCGGGCCCGCAACCGCGCCAUGCUGCACGCGGCCUGGCUCCUCAGCGCGGGGCUGGCCGUGCCCCAGCUGUUCGUGUUCCACACCAUCACCCUGCGCCCCCCGCACAACUUCACCCAGUGCACGACGCGCGGCAGCUUCCCCCGGCCUUGGCAGGAGACCCUCUACAACAUGGUGGGCUUCGCCUGCCUCUUCCUGCUACCGCUGCUCAUCAUGGUCUGCUGCUACGCCCGCAUCCUGCUGGAGAUCUCCCGCCGCAUGGGCUCCGGCCUCUUCUCCUCGCAGGACGCGUCGCUGCGGUGCUCCAGGAACAACAUCCCCCGAGCCCGGCUGCGGAUGCUGCGGAUGAGCCUGGUCAUCGUCUCCUCCUUCAUCCUCUGCUGGACCCCCUACUACCUGCUGGGGCUCUGGCACUGGUUCUGUCCCCGUGCCAUGGAGAAGAGGAUCUCGCCGGCCCUCACCCACAUUCUCUUCAUCUUUGGCCUCUUCAACGCGUGCCUGGACCCCAUCACGUACGGGCUCUUCACCAUCCCCCUGCGCGGGGGCUGGGGGUGCCCAUGCAGGCACGGCCCCCUGGCCCAGCCCCCCUCCCCAGCCACCGGCUCCUUCCGCUGCUCAGCCUCCUCCCUGCCGCCCGGGCGGGGACUGCAGGAGCUGCGGAGGUCCCGAGGGGCUGCCAGGGACGCCUCCAGUCACAGCAGCUCCCUGUGAGACCAGCGUGACCGCUGGGGCGCUCAGGGCAGGGGCUCUGGCAGCGGGAUAACCGGGUCAGCACAGCUCCAGUGGGGAUGGAGUCACUGAUGAUCUCUCCCCGCACCCUGAAGUGCCUCUGCGGGCUUGGGGCUGGUGGGGGUGCCCCCGUCCCCUCACCCUUCUCUGCCCUGAACAGCAAUAAAGCGUCCUAUGGCCACCCCUCGUCCCUCCCGUGUCCCCUGGCUGGGAGCUGAGCUGGCGUCCCCAGAGGCAGCCCCCUGACCCAUGGGGUCACAUCUGUCCCUGUCCCCACCAUGGAUGGCUCAAGAGUCCCCAAGAAGGGGCAGAUUCGAGGCCAUCCACAGCCUGGCCAGGGCUGGCUGCUCCAUCCCCUUUCAUCCCCGCAGGGCUCUGCGUGCCAGUGGGCACAGGGCUGGUCCGUGCCAGCCAACACCGGGCUGGUGGCAGUCCCGGAGUGCUGCUGAUGUUGGCUCUGCUCCAAACAGGAGCUCCUGGCUGCUGCCCAAGGCUGUCGGGAGGCACACGGGGCCGGUUCUCCUGCCUGCAGCACUGCCCCAAGGCCGGCGCUGACAGCAGAGCCAGCACGGCUGCUGGGGCUCGGAGAGGUGGGCGAGGGCUGGGGGUGCCCGGGCCCCUCACUCUCCCUGCACCAGGACGGAGUGAGGGACAGCCCAGGAGAACUGCCCUGGCAUCCCCCAGCCUCAGGGAAGGGACCACAGAGCUGGGCUCUGCCCGGGGGUCCCCGCUGUGCUGGGGAGGGACGCAGGGCUCCCUUGGUCCUCACUGUGCCGUGGGAACCCCAGCACAACCCCCUGGCAGAGGGCACAGACAGGGCUGCUGCUCUGUGCCAGGAGCAAGCUCAGCUGGCACGGGCAGGGGGGCGAGGCAGGAGGGCAGGCAGAAGCUGUG
Messenger RNA from Parus major (Great Tit), 2214 nucleotides. Its product is annotated as gonadotropin-releasing hormone II receptor-like. The record is from RefSeq and is a predicted model, not a curated record. Gene Ontology annotation, molecular function: peptide binding; gonadotropin-releasing hormone receptor activity. Lineage: Eukaryota; Metazoa; Chordata; Aves; Passeriformes; Paridae. The transcript has 4 exons. Gene Ontology annotation, biological process: G protein-coupled receptor signaling pathway. The coding region runs from base 1 to 1302 and encodes 433 amino acids. Gene Ontology annotation, cellular component: membrane.